This is a messenger RNA of Rotaria sp. Silwood1, 1296 nucleotides long. Lineage: Eukaryota; Metazoa; Rotifera; Eurotatoria; Philodinida; Philodinidae. The record is from the annotation of a GenBank genome assembly.
AUGCGAUUCAUACUGGUUUUCUCAAAUAUUUUUAUUGUUGCUAUUGCUAUAACGAAUACAAAUGGUCAACAUUUAAUCAAAUUUACUGAGGAAACUUUAAAUCAAUUACGAUUAACACCUUCACGUCUAUCAACAUCGGUAUCUUACAUUGAUUUUGAAAUAUUAAAUGAACGUCAAUGUGCUAUUGAAUGUAUAAAAGACCAAUCAAUAUGUACAGGUUUUUUCUAUGAUGCGACAAAUAAAUUAUGUUCUUUAUUUGAUGAUUUAACUAAAAUUGUUGAUAAUGAUAUAACUAGUUUACGGCAAGAAAUUAAACCGAAUGUUUGUGACAAAAUUAAAUGUGAACCAGGUGCAAUUUGUGUUAGUAAUACUCGUGAAGGAAAACAAAUACCAAGUUGUGUUUGUUUAAAUGGACAAUCGACACCUGAUGAUUGUGAUAAAAUAGAAACUGGUAUAUGGACUGAUUAUAAUGAUUGGUCUGUAUGUAGUGUCACAUGUGGUGAAGGCUAUCGAUUUCGUAAGCGUGAAUGUUUAUCAUCUACUGAUAAAACUCAAAAAAUUCCAAGCGAUAAUUGUAUUGGUACAAAUAUUGAAAUACAACCAUGCAAUAUAACAACUUGUCCAGUCUAUGGUCCAUGGACACCAUGGACACCAUGUUCAAAAUUUUGUGGUAUUGGUAUAAAACAACGUAAUCGUUCAUGUAUUCCACCUGAUUCAAACUGUGGAAAUUAUACACAUGAACAAAGAGCUUGUGGUGUAGCCAAUUGUCAACGUGUUGCUGGUAUUAAAGAAACUGAACCAGAUAAAUAUCCGUUAAAAGGAUAUUUAGCUAUUCGAGAAGGUGAUAUUUUAUGUGUACCACAAAAAAGUACUGGAAUGGCAAAGCAUAUGGCUGAUUUAGUUUGCAAAUCAAUUGGUCUUCCACGUGGUGCACAAUAUGCUAUUCUAAAUCCUAUUCGACAUAAUUCUACUUGUUAUCCGGGUAUAUUAUGUGAUGGAACUGAAAAAGAUUUUUAUGAAUGUAAAUAUGAUCGAACGCAAACAUCUAAUAAUGUUAGUGAUUUAUUUGCUGUUAUAACAAGAUGUAUUGUCGAUGGUGGUUUUUCACCAUGGUCUGAUUGGUCACUAUGUUCGAAAUCUUGUGGUACUGGUCAAACAAGACGUUUUCGAACUUGUACUGAUCCAUCACCAUCAGUACCUGAACCUGAAACUAUUAUUGAUAAUCUUUUAUUAGCCGGAAUGAAUUGUACUGGUGAUUAUAAACAAGUUAAAACUUGUAAUGAACAAUCAUGUUAA